Closterium sp. NIES-67 is the source of this 1447-nucleotide messenger RNA. The record is from the annotation of a GenBank genome assembly. Lineage: Eukaryota; Viridiplantae; Streptophyta; Zygnematophyceae; Desmidiales; Closteriaceae.
UGCAUUCAACCUUCCUUCUCGUUUCUCCUGCGAUUCUGCAGUCUGUCUCCCGUCUGCUUUCGGGCUUGUCCAACACGAACGGCGCGCAGCACUGCCACAGGGAGCGCCUAUCACUCUCUAGUCUUUAGCGGGACGCACCUCCCUGGCACCAAAGUGCUAGACCUUAUCUGCCGCCCAGCCUAUCGUUCCCCAAUUGUUUAACCAAUCCUUGUCCAUCACCGCACCGCGCCAUGGCUGCUUUAGCCCCCGCGCUGCUGAAGCCUGUAAUGGACUUUAGGUUUCUGGACGAGGGCACAGGCGGGGACAAGAAGCGCAAGCGACAGAAGGAGGAGCGCGACGCGAAAGCCGCCGCCGAAGCCGCUGAGGCAGAGGCUGCGGCGGCGGCGCAACCGGGCGAUAUGGCUAUUGACGACGACAACGCUGACGGCCAGCCGUCAGCUAAGCGGCAAGCCGUUCCCAUGGCUGAAGACGAGAAUCGGCCGUCGUUCGGCCGGCCGACUUACGACGGCGUAAUUGCGGGGAAGGCGUCGGGUCGGAAGUGGAAAACCGUGCGAACGACGAGAUCGUCCGCGUUAAGAGUCACGGGCCGGAAGGAGGUUUCGUUAGAAGAGAAGAGGAAGCAGCGAGAGCUGAAGAAGGCUUAUAGGGAGCGGAAGGAGGAGUUAAAGGAGGAGAUCAGGAGCAACAAGGUGGCGAAGCGCGCAGCGGCGCAGGAGAAGCAGAAGAGGAAAGAGGAGAACGCGUUAAAGGGCGCCGUGUUGCAACGUAUAACGAACCCGAAGACGAUCAAGAAGAUGUCUAAGAAGCAAAGACAAAGCCUCGUGAAGGUUUAAUCCUGCUGCCACACGCUUUUCACUCAAUCUCCGUUCGCACUAGGUUCAAGUGCACCCUUUGAAAGUCCUGGAGAGCCGCUUUUAAGUCACUCUCUGGUUCCAUUCGGCCGCACGUGCGCCUUGAGAUUAGGAGAGGAGGACUCGGAGGGCAGAGGAGAGGCGGGGAGCAGGACAUGGGAGGAAGGAGGGAGUGAGAGGAAGGAGGAAGUGAGAGGAGGGGGGAAAGUGAGGAGGGAGGAAAGUGAGAGGAUGGUGGGAAGUGAGGGGAGGCAAGAGGGUGUACAGAGUGGUUCUGGGAGGUUUCAGAAGGUCAGGGUGUGAUGUGGAGGAGGAUGGCUGUGGAGGUGGGGUCCUCACCUUGAGCUAGAGGGUGGGGGAGGUGGGGUUGUAAUGCAAUAGACUGCAGCAGCAUAUGCCUUGCAUGUUCCAUGCUCAGUAUGUAAAAAGCUUAUGCCUAUUCAGGGGAAUGCUGUGUUAACAAGAGGAGACUUACCAAUAUUUAACUCCCCCGGGUAGCUUGAGCGGGUAUGGGUGUUUAAUUUUUCUGGAUAUACACAACACCCUACUCUCGGACGUGAAAACAUUUGAACACCCCCCUGCCACUAGAAUCUCCA